AUGAGUUCGGAAGUUUCGAUUGCCGGUUGUAGUGUGUGCGGUGGUAAACAAAAUCUUUUGAGGUGUGCUCGCUGCAAGACCACCUUGUACUGCUCGAAAGACCAUCAGAAACAAGACUGGAAGAAACACAAAGUCAGUUGCUCUAGUCAAGAAAAAGAUUCAGUGGACGGGAAGUAUUGUCACUACGUCAACAAUAAGCGAAAAAAUAGUGCCAUACCGGUCGAGGGCAGCUCCGAGAGCGAAAUCCUGAGCUGCAUCGCGCAAGACCUGUCUCCGAACUUGGAAUUCGCCGAGUCCGCUGGAACCUCGACGAAGGAUUCGUUGAAGUGCGCCGCGAGCGCCAUGCCCAUCAGCGGCGAGAACAUAAUCCACCCCCGGAAGUCCGGCGUCAAGGACUUCCCGGAAAUAGCCCUGCCGAAGCAGGGCAGCCAGUUGCACGACGAUUCCUCCGAGGACGAGAUGUGCCGGAACGUUAUAAGAGACCUGACGAACUACGGCUUGUGCGUGGUCGACAACUUUCUGGGGCCCGCGCUCGGCCAGACGGUCCUCCGAGAGGUGUUGACCUUGAACCAGAAGGGCGUGUUCAAGGACGGCCAGCUGGUGUCGACCAAGGGGAACAAAGGCGAUCUGAAGACUAUAAGAGGCGAUCAGAUCUGCUGGGUGGACGGCAGGGAGUCUUGUUGCCAGAACAUCGGCCAUUUGAUAAGCAAGGUCGACACUUUGGUCAUGAGGGCGAACCGGAUGAGAGACAAUGGAAAAUUGGGGGAGUACACCAUUAAUGGCAGAACAAAAGCCAUGGUUGCCUGUUAUCCAGGAUUGGGAUCUCACUACGUUAUGCAUGUGGAUAACCCAAACAAGGAUGGAAGAUGCAUAACAGCCAUUUAUUAUUUGAAUCUGAACUGGGACGUGCAACAGAGCGGCGGUUUGCUCAGAAUAUUCCCGGAGGGAUGGAGAGGGGACAAGGUUGCCGAUAUAGAUCCAAUUUUCGACCGCCUACUAUUUUUCUGGUCGGACAGGAGAAACCCCCACGAAGUUCAGCCGGCCUACGAUACGCGUUACGCGAUUACUUUGUGGUAUUUCGAUACGGUGGAGAGGGAGGAGGCGCUAAGGCGGUUCGAAAAAGAAAGUAAGUUGUCUUGAUAUGGUGUGACUGUUAGCAAGUCAUAAAAUUAUCUUUAAUAGAAUUUUCCUACCAUAACUAAACAUUACAAAAAAAAAAUUGAUUUAAAAACAAAGUUAAUAUUUAUUGAUGUUUAUUAUCAAUUUGUUCCUUUGUUAAAUAUUUUUUUACCCACAAUAUUAAUGGGUCAUAAAAUUAAGGCUUUUUGUGCUACACUAAUGUACAAAAUUAUUUUAAUAUACUAAUUCGAAUAAAACCUAUUGAAAUCUAAAUCUAAAUAAAUUCUCCUACAUGGUAAAUAUUAACAAAAUAC
Molecule: messenger RNA, 1433 nt
Organism: Brassicogethes aeneus
Lineage: Eukaryota; Metazoa; Arthropoda; Insecta; Coleoptera; Nitidulidae
Source: the annotation of a GenBank genome assembly